UGGACCGAUGCACGCUGCACAGGAGGCAAUUUCGGCCACUUAAUUUAUUACUCAUCAUCGCCCGGUUGUUGGUCGGAACAAGCUAAUUAAAAGAGGAGGGUGUGUGUGUGAGAGUGAGAGUGUGUGUGUGUGUGGAGGAUUGGGAGACGUUGGAGCUUCCGUCUCUCACGCUUCACCGUGGACCGAGAGGGGGGAGAGUAGAGGAGGAAGAAGACCGAGGACAGCUGGAUGGAAGGAGGUUUUUUUUUGAACACCACAAUCUGAUCUGACAUGACCACCGCAUAGGAAUCAGGUGCCACGGCAACCGUCAAGCACCGAGACGAGGAUUAGGAGACUGAGAGCCGGACAGAGGGACGCUCAGAGAAACAGAGAGAGGGAUGGCUGUGGAGGAGAAGCCGGGUGUGAAGAGCAGCAGCUCCAUCGUCCCCUGCUUCCUGUUUGUGGAGCUGGUGAUCAUGGCUGGGACGGUGCUGCUGGCUUACUACUUCGAGUACACGGACACUUUCCCCGUCCACAUCCAGGGCUUCUUCUGCUACGACAAGAUCUCCAAGCCUUACCCCGGGCCGGACGAAGGCAGCAAGAUCCCCCCCCUGCUCAUCUACUCGCUGGUCACGGCCAUCCCCGCCGUCACGAUUCUUGUUGGAGAGCUGUGUGCAUUCUUCACCAAGGCCGAGGGAACCCAGGAGAAAACCAUUGUCACUGCUGACUGCUGCUACUUCAACCCCCUGCUGAGACGCAUAAUACGCUUCCUAGGUGUCUAUGCCUUCGGUCUCUUCACCACCACCAUCUUCGUCAAUGCCGGCCAGGUGGUGACAGGAAACCAGACGCCUCACUUCCUGUCCGCCUGUCGACCGAACUACACGGCGCUUGGCUGCCAGUCCACCAUGCAGUACAUCGCAGAGCGCCGCGCCUGCACGGGGAACCCGCUGGUUGUCAUGUCUGCGCGGAAGUCUUUCCCGUCCAAGGAGGCAGCGCUCAGCAUCUUCUCUGCGGUGUACACAGUGAUGUACGUGACCCUGGUGUUCAAGACCAAAGGCACGCGGUUGACUAAGCCCACCAUCAGCCUCACGCUGCUCUGCCUGGCCGUGCUAGUGGGCGUGGUCCGGGUGGCUGAGUACCGCAACCACUGGGCUGACGUCCUGGCGGGAUUCUUCACCGGGGGGGCCAUCGCUGUGUUUUUGGUGACCUGCGUGAUAAACAAUUUCCAGCAGAUGCUGCCCAGUCCUCCGCUGCUGCGACCCCAGCGCCCCGAGUCCAUGCUGGGAAUGCCGAUGGUGACGCUGCCCUGUGUCGAGAGUCCACUCGAAAAGUUAAGUGGCCCUCAGACUCCGCGGGGAUCUCCGUUCACCGAGAUCACAUGACCAUCAGCCCUAUCGGUUCCCCGCAACCCCCGAUGUCCUCAUACCGUCUCGCUCCAUUUCCAGCGAAGUCUAGACCAGGAGCAGCACUCGCCGCAAUGCGCCGCCCAUCCGGCUGGGCGGUACGCAACGCUGCACCGCUCCUAUUCCACGCAGGUCUAGAACUUCCCAGACAUCCCUAAUGCCCUCCUAACCCCCGGGGAACCGAUAGGCACACUAAAGACUUUCUCUUUGCUGGACAAGCAAAGAAACAAACAUUACAAGUACAGAGUCAGGUACUUCUUUCUUUUUCUGUUUCGAGUAUUCUGACUUUUUGUAUCAUCUUCAGUGGCGCGCUCCUGCAAGGACAGACACAUCGAACUGGGACCACUGAGAAUGUCCGUCCAUUUUUAGUUUUUAAAAAGAAGUGACGGUGAACUCACCGUAUGCGAUCAGGACGUUGGACCAAAGAAACCUGCUGAAGGACACGUGUGCUGCUGAGAUUUACAAGAACAAUGCAUCCUUUUAGAAAGCCAUACACACAACACACACAUAGGCUGUGUCUCAAUUUGAACAGUACACUGCAUGUGAACGCUGUUAGCUAGCUAGGUAGCAACGAUCGUUCGUGCUACCAAAACAUUACAGCGCUUAACCCAAUAAAUGAACGGUUGCUUCUUUUGUGGUACAAUACAAGAGGCACAAAACAAAUGACUUCUAUUUGUCGAGUGCUGUGUUCACCAGAGCCAUAGCUGCGGCUGGUUGCACAACUUCCGGUACAAAGCUCGAGAUAGUUUAGUUGAUUGUGAGAAGUGUCCAUCAUUCCACACUGAACAUUUUGACAGUUUUGAGAGCACUGUACUGUAAACAGUUUUUGCAGCGCCUCAAAUUCGCCCGCUUUUAGCUAGAUGCUCCAUUAAACCCCAAAAAAUGUGGCUUUUUUUGGAUGCAAUUUGAGUGGUUCGUGACUUAAUGUGCAAAAAUAACGCCCACAAGUUUAAAUUGUAUUUGUGUGAUGCUGUGUUUACCGGAGCAACCAUAACUGCCACUGCUGCACAACUUCCGCUACGUAGCCAUGAUGGCGGUCAUAGUGUGAGAGGAGUCCAGCAUCACCGCAUACACCCAACUCUUUGGAGGUUUUAAGUGCACACUGGAAGAAAUGCUGCUUCAAAACCAAGUAAAAGAUUAGUAAAAACAAGGUGUUUUUGCUUGUAAUAAGUAAAGAAACUGCAUUUCUGGAAAUAAGAUGGGAUUUCUUUGCUAAAUUAGAUCCUGUUAAUAGUUGGAAAGACUUAUUUUGAAGCCAGAAAUGCUCAAAAGUUUUCAGUUUUCCAAUAAACAUGAAAAAGAAUACUCGUUUCAUCAGAGAUACAUCUAACAACACGACCCUAUAUCUCACUGCAUUGUUACCUCUUUAUUUAUUAUGUCUUAUAUCAAGUAUAAAGACAUUCGGACUAGAUAUUAGACAAAUAUACUUUCAUGUUUUUACGGUGCACAUCCGUGUUUUCCACGAUGCCUUUUACCAUGCAUGCAUAGGGGCGCACUAAUGCACUCAAAGAAGUAUGCAAAUUGAGACACAGCUAUGCACACUGUUUCUGUCCGUUGGUCUCUUUCUUUCAUCCUCUCUCUCUAUCUCGUCCUAUUGACACACACACACACACACACACACACACAGUAGUCGGAGUAGCAGUGCCCUUGUCGGCUCCACGUGAGAUCUUUCUCAGAUCAAAGAGUCCGUUUGGUAUCUCUCAGCAGAAGCAAACAAGAUGAAAGCACCGACAUCUCUGCUCCGUCUUCGGCGUGUUGUUUUUUUUCCCUCUCUUCUUUCUCAGAUGGUACCCGAAAAAAUAUUUGCUGAGACAAAGCCGAGCCAACGACUGCAGGUGGUCAAAUAAAGCGCAACAUAUUCAGGAGCAAAUAUGGUUUUGUAUUCUUUCAAAAACGAGGAGCUUUCAUACGAAACACUUUUUUUUAUUUCGCUCUUCAACGACUGGAGUUUUUCCAGCCGGGAAAAACUGACGGAGUCGUGUAAUUAUUGUGAUUCAUUUCUGAGAUUUUAUCAACAGAUGUAUUUAUUGACGUGUAUAUAUACGGUGAUGUUGCCAUGGCGCUCAAAGUGGCGUGACAGUUUUGCUAAAUUUUGAUUUGCACACUCCCUUAAAUCCAUGUUUCCUUUUAUUAUUAUUAUUAUUCUCCCUCCUCCUCUUCGUCCCCCAUCUUGCCUAUAAUACCAUCACUGUGCUGUGAAAUGUUUCCCUCUGCUGGACGACACACACACGCACACACACACACACACACACACACACACACACACACACACACACACACACACACACACACACACGAGAGUCCUCAGAGUCUACAGAGCACACGUAUGUUCAAAAGCACACACAUGCACAACACAUCCCCAGUCCCUUCUUCUCCUUUAUCCACUUUACGGACAUUUGUUUGUAUGAUAUUGUAAAUAACUUUUAUAUCAAGAGUGUGAUUUUUACACGAGCAUCACCGACACUCAGUGGGUACAUUUGGGGGGAAAUGUUGUGAUGAUGAUGAUGAUCAUGAUGAUGAUGAUGAUGAUGAGACAGUGUGUAUGAAGGUGCUGAAACACUCUGAACCAACACUGGAGCGUUUGGGAAACACCCAGAUGACUCUCUCUUUGAAUAAAAUGACUGUUGUCGCCCAUUGGACUCGCUUCAGACUGCGAGAGGUGUUUACUAAAAUGCUGCGCCAUCAUCGCGUUGUAAACUCAAAGCUGUCUCUGUUUUGAAAUGUCAUCUAAGCAUCAAUAAUAUCUGACGUAUAAAUCAUUGCUAAUGUCUUUUCUUGUCAGGUUUCCAGACACGACCAUGAGCGAUCCAACGACCAAGGUCAAAAAAAGCUAAAUUCAUUCAUUUAAAACAUGCGAAUCCAAGGUGCUUUACAAGAGCACAGAAAUACAUGAAGUAUGAGAUGUUAAGAAAGGAUGUAUCAGCAUUUACUAUACGUUAUUAUUACGUACGGUUAAAAUAAGGUAUGUAUUAACAAUGUUUUAACCCUGACUCAAAUGAUCUGGCAUUUUAAAAUGAGCGUUUAGCUUUUAUCUGAGAGUUCGACUUUUAACGACAGAGGGGUUUUUUUGCCAGAUCUUGCAAGACUUUGUUGUUAAAUCAGACGGAAAGACAUCUGUUCUGUCCAAAUGUGUCCUCCUAAAAAAGUCCCAUUUAACUGUCAGAAGAUGUGGAUUGUUUCUGAAUGGAUCCAACAUUUCCAUGGACUGUGUUGCAAAGUUAUUAUUAAUUACAGGUUCAAAUAAUUCAAAUGAUCUGAUAGGUAAUUAGUCCCAAAAGGAGUCCCUCUAAAGAGUGCCAUUUUACUGUCAGAAGGUUUUAUUAGACAUGUGGAUUGUUAUAAAUGGAUCCAACAUUUCCAUAGUCUGACUUUAGUGGCGGGACAAACAAUUGCAUCCACAUUUAUUGGUUCAUCCAUUUUAAAAUCGGUAUGUUGUUGUUGUUCCAGAAUUUCCACAGAGCAACAACCAUGUGCAGCACAGCCAUGGUGCUGAGUUACCGUAGCAUAGUAUCCUUAUCUCGUGGGAAAAAGACGUAGAUCUUUAGCUAGCAUGUACAACUUUGACUUCACAAAAGUAUCAUGAAAACUGUGACAUUUCAGAGAGUCAAAACUCGUACCGCUAGUUCCUGCAAAGUUGUGAAUUUGACUCAUUUGCAGCAGGACACGAUUUCCAUUUUUUGCUUCCCAGUCUCGUCCACCAUGAAGCAGACAUGCCUUAAAAUAACCCGCAAUGGAACUCAACAGAAUAUCAAAAUGCAUUUCAUGUACAGAAAGAGAUGUUCGAGAUGCAAACAGGAAAGACAAACAGAAAUCCUCUCUUCAGGUCGGAGUAAGCCCUCCUCUGGUUCAGCCAUACACAGCUUUACCUCCCUGUAAAGUCUGCCGUGACUCGUGUUUUAAAUCAGAGAACAAACAGCUGAUUGACGUGAGGAUAUAGAAAACAGUCUC
This is a messenger RNA of Eleginops maclovinus (Patagonian blennie), 5330 nucleotides long. It is a transcript of the gene plppr2a, whose product is annotated as phospholipid phosphatase related 2a. Gene Ontology annotation, cellular component: plasma membrane. NCBI's taxonomy places the organism in Eukaryota, Metazoa, Chordata, Actinopteri, Perciformes, Eleginopidae. Gene Ontology annotation, molecular function: phosphatidate phosphatase activity. Gene Ontology annotation, biological process: phospholipid metabolic process; signal transduction; phospholipid dephosphorylation. The record is from RefSeq and is a predicted model, not a curated record.